UCCGUAAAGUUCAAUCGUCGUCGCGAGUCGUUCGUUCGUUUGUUGAGUGUUGAGUGUUGGCGUUUUCGGAAACGAUUUGUAGUAGUGUAAAAAAAGGUUUACUACAUUGUACUAUAUUCCAUCGCAAAUUUGCUUAUCGAAUUGCGAAACGGUUCGGGAAAAAAGGGUGACGAAUCCGGGCUGUGCGAAUUCGCGGAACCGGAAACGGAUGGUGAAGUUUUGAAAAAGAAAAAAAAGUGACACCCUUCUCUAGAUUGGUGUCUGUGGCUUCUGCCAAGAGUUUUGUGAUAAAUUUUUCCUCCCUUCUGAUGGGUGUAUCAUUUUUUCCAUUUGGGAUAACCUUGUGCUGAUGGGAAGAUUUUAGUGAGAAAAAAGUUGGUAUUAGAAUCAUUUUCGAAAGGUUGCCAAAAAGGAAUAGUGCACGGAUAAAGUUCCUUUUUUGCAAGAAUCGGAUGCGACUGCAAUUGUCGAGAAAGGUCAUGGCGUUGUAGGCGAAGGUAAAAAUCUAGAGGGAGGGGCCCUUUUGUCGGGAGAUGUGCUGCGAGACAAAAGUAGCAGGAAGCAGAUUCCAGCCAGGCCCUUGAGUGUGUUGAGAAUUUGUGUUUAAUCUCUGCGCUUGACUCGGAGAAUUCCAGGAAGUCAUACGUAGAAAGCGCGACCGAUUUAGUUUAAGCUCACUCAGUCAUCGGAUAAACGACAUCCCCAGGUCCCGCGGAUCAUGAACUCCCGAAUCAAAGAGGAUGUCAGCAGACUGUUCGAGUACUGGUGUGAGAUUGCUCCCGGACAUCCAGCUUCUGCCAAUGGCAGCAGCCCAUCUUCCCCACCAGGAGGAGGAGGAGGAGGGGGAGGAGUUGGAGAAAACAGGACCAGUGCCAGCCCAGAUUGUGGAGGAUACAUUGUGCACAGCUUCCCGGAAUCGUUCAAGGAAGCCAAGGUGAUUGCCGAUAUUCCAUCGUUUGCGUUCCCGUGCAAUUUUGAAAGGAAAACCAUCCAGGUGCAUUCGUUCGUCCUUACUAAUAUCGAUUCGAAGUGGCGGUUCGGAUUCUGCCGGCAUGAUCCCAAAUCGCCCACCGCGAUGGUUAUUGUCACCUACCUGCCCUGGCACGACACCUUCAUCCGGUUUCUGAACGUGCUGGCUGAUGUGCGGAAAAACUCCCAGAGCGAGUUCGAAUCGUUUCUCUCGGAGGCGUACAACAAGGGCAUCCCGGAACCGGGCGGCUGCCUCAAGUUCCAGUACGACCGGCCGGUGCAAACCUUCAGCUUCCAGAGGCCCCAGCAGUUUCUGCUACCCAGUAUUCCGGAAAAUCAUAACCUCAACCUGUACUACAACUUUGUGGAUCCAAAGUUCAUGAUCGGGAUAUUCGCCGCGAUGCUGGCGGAACGAAGGAUAAUCUUCGUGUCCCAGCAGCUGGACAGGCUAUCGUCGUGCAUUCAGGCGGCCAACGCGUUCCUCUAUCCGAUGGUGUGGCAGCACAUCUUCAUACCGGUGUUGCCCUCGAAGAUGCGGGACAUCCUCGGGGCACCGAUGCCGUUCCUGAUAGGCGUCCCGGAGCCGGUGUACGCGUCGCUUCGCCGCGAGGAAGUCGGCGAAGUGGUCAUUCUGAACUGUGAUAAACGAACGCUGGAAACGCCGUUCGACGAUGUGAAAAACAUGCCACCGGAGCUGGUUGCCUCGCUGAAGAAGCACCUGUCCAACCAGACCGAUCACCGGGGCGAUCGAGUUUCCAAAAUAUUUUUAGGUAUUUUAGUGCAAUUAAUCGGCGGCUAUCGGGAUGCGGUGAAGUUCAAUGACAAGAUCACCUUCGAUCCGGAAACGUUCAUCGACACCCGGCCGUCCCAUUUGAGGCCAUUCCUAACCAAAAUGCUGCAGCUGCAGAUCUUCCAGCAGUUCAUCGAAGAGCGACUAGACAUGCUCAAUACCGGACAGGGCUUUUCGGACGAGUUCGAGCUAGAAUGUUCGCGGUAUGCGGAGAAAUCCGGACGCAAGGUCAAACAGUACAAGGAUCUGCUGAAGAACUUCAAGGAUAAGACCAAUCCGGCUGUACGUUCCGCAGUUAAAUCGGUCAAAGAAGGUGGCAAAGGCGUCAAGACGGCUUACAAAGGGUUACGGUCCAAAUUUCGGGAAACAACGCCUCCUAAAUCCAAAAUGGACAGCAGCAUGCACUCGCACGUGUCCCAGUACGACAUCGGCCAUCAGUCGGCACCGAAUUCGCCAGUCUUCAACAAGCGACCCCAAACGAUUGCCCUGCCGAGCGAUUCCUACAGCAACCACGCCCAAAUGCUGACCCCUUCGAGUACGUCGCUGUUCAACUCACCGCACAUCAUGAUGGCCGGAGCGGGCCACAACAACUAUAACACCAUCACCGGAUGUAGCAGCAGCAACUACAACGGCACCACCAACACCAGCAGCAGCCACAACAACAACAACCAUCACCAUCACGGAUCCUCGUACAAUACCAGCAGCAGCGAUGUGCGAAGUCCCUCGCUCAGCCUCAGUCCCACCAGUUCGAAUUCCUCGUCGGAGAUGAACAUCCUGCAGGAGCUGCAACAGUUUGACCUGUUCAAAUCGCCCGCCGUCAAUCGGAAUCUCAAGCCCGCCUUCAGUGUGGACUCGCCGAAUCGGUCCUCAUCCAGGACCGGUGCCCCUGUCAGUCCUCCUGGAGGCAUCCAUACGCUGCCCAGAAUUCAGGAAGCACCAAGCUCGUCAUCGGCGGCGGCGGUCCAACAACCUUUGCUAGAACUGGACCUUAAUCCGACCUCGGGUCGUAAAAGUCACGAAAACAACUACAACAACAACGAUGACAACUUUGACCUAUCGCCGGAUAUGCCCUGUCCUCCGGUGCCCCCGAGGCGCUUCCAGACGGCGGCCGAAGCACUGGCCGCCAUUCAGAUUUCACCUCCUCCAAUGUCCCCACCAUCGUCUUCCUCGUCGACGUCGGCGUCGCCCUACCGGAACUAUAACAACUUCUUCCACCAAGCUGCCAUAAUGCAACAAGCAAAAUCGUCACCACCUUCAACAACGACGACGACUACGACGCCACCCGCACCACCCCCACUGAAAGCGGCCCGAAACGAUCCGCUCCUGACGCAGUUCGACGAUGACGAACUGAUCACCUUAACGCCAAAUAACUCAGCCACCCAGCCAGGAAACCAAAUCAGUAGUAGCGAUAGUAGUAGCCAAAUUGCUCCGCCGGAACAUCCAUCGGUGACGACCCUAGUUCCCACGACGACGACGGCGGCGGCGACGAUUCAGCGACGGCCCAGUCUCGGCGGAGGAGGACAAUCAAAUCAUAGCAAUCAUCAUAACAAUCACCACAAACCUCCGGCGCCGCAACCUCCCCAGAGGCCACCCUUGGCCCCGAAGCCCACCUUCCGCAAAGAGUCCGCUAAUGUCGAUGUCGCUGACGCUACCCACAGUAACGCUACCAACUCCAAACCCUCGAAACAACACUGCAAAAGCGCCGGCGACGAUGACGAACCUCCCGAUGACAGUUCCCAAGACCUGAUCAACCUGGACACGACCAACAACUCCUCCAGCUUCGAGCUGGAGGACUUUGAUCCGCUAAACGAUAACGCUAAGCCGAUCCCGAUUGCGGCACCCCGCAGCACACUAACCGCCCUGACCCCAGGCACACCCCCGGCGGUACUUGGCUUCAAUAAUCCUAUCUAUCCUUACUUUACGCCACCGCAUCUGCACUCGAAAUUGGCCACCUCGUCGCCACUUUCGUCGUCCCUGAACAAUGGCGGUGGUGGCACGCUGAAACAUUUCUCCACGACAGCACUGCAACCACCACAUCAUCAACUCCAGCACCACCAUCAUCAGCACUCACUGUCGCUCGGUGGAGGUAUGUUCCGGCCAACGGAAGGAGCAACGGCCAUCGGAAGGCCGCAGCCAUCUUAUUCUGGUAGCGGUGCCACUGGUCACAACUCAUGCGCACAAGACGACUUCGAACUGCUACGAAACUACGGUUUAGAUAAGUUCUCACUUCUAGAUAGCGCUAGUGUCGGCAAAACGAAUCAACAACAGCAACAACAACAUCACAUGAGCAGUCUGUUUGCAGCGGCCGGAAGCAGUGCGGCAGCCAUUGCCGCCGCCAAAAAACAACAACAACAACAACAACAGCAGAUCGGUGACAGGUCCACAGGGUUUGUGAAUAGUCCUCUCAACGGCCACGGUAGCAACAGCAAUAGCAAUAAUUAUAACAAUGGAGCUUCGAAGCAGUUCACCAAUUGGACCACAUUUGACUGAGUUCAGUUCUUUCGGUUUAAGUUAAGGUCUUUCGACUACAUCCGGGCUUUCCACUACACAAUACAUCUAAUGAGCGUAGCCAAAUCCAAUCAGCGAAGAGUAUUUAAUUUUUGUUUAUUUUUAUUGUGUUUUGUUUGUUAUUUAGUGUAGCUGUUUUCGUUUUUAAGAGUGUGAUUUAUUUUCACCCUUUGUACAGAAUAGAGAAUCAUUUUGUUAUAUAAUUUAUAUAGAAGAAGAGAGUAAAAUAGUAAAACUAGCCGCUAGCUAAUCUGUUGCUGAAGGCAACAGUGCGCGGCAAACUAAUAGAAUGACAACUAAACAAGCAAAAAACCGAUACUAUGAUGAACAGGAUCAACAAACGGCAAAUCGAAGUUUGAAAGCAUUUUUUUGUCAAUUUUUUUUUACCUAUUUCUGUUGGAAAACCGUGCUUAGUCAUUUUUCGGAACAAUUUAAAAGCAAACAAAUAAUCGGCAUCACUGAAAUUUGUCCGUAUUUAAUGCCAGAUGGUUUUGUCAAAAAUCAGUAAACCUCGAAGAAGCGAUCAGAACCUUGCCCCUGGCCAUGUAGGGUUUCCAACGUGGUUGAGCAGAAUUAUUUCUCCUUGUUCGCGUUCCCUCUUGAAUAAUUUUUCAACACAUCUACCAAUCCUGACGAAAUUUUCUCCACUAGAUAAACAAACCUUCCAGAUCAAAACGCAUUCUUAUUUCUUGUGCUGUCACUCUCACGGAUUUUUACUUUCCAUUCCAUGGUACUGCCCCUCUCAGAAGUCUGCACCUUGUAUUUUUUUGCUUCUGCUUUGCCCCUCCCAUGGGACCUUCAUUUCUUACCUAUAGUAUUACCACACUCAGGGGUUUGUACUUUCUAUUCGAUGGUGCUGCCCCUCUCAGGGGUCUAUAUCUCCCAUUCUUAUCUUUGGUACUGCCCCUCUCAGGGGUCUGUAACUUCAAUUUUAGCUUGUAGUACUGCUCCUCUCAAGGGUUUGUACCUUCUAUUCCAUGAUACUGCCCCGCUCAGGGGUCUGUACCUCGCAUCAUUUACUUCUAUACCUUUUCUUGCUUUUAGUAAUGCCCUUCUCAGGGGCAUUUACCUUCUAUUUCAUGGUACUGCCCCUCUCAGGGAUCUGUACCUCGCAUUCUUAUCUCUUGUACUGCCCCUCUCAGAAGUCUGUACCUUCUAUUGCGUUGAACUGUUCCUAUCAAUGAUUUUUUCUUUUCAAUCAUUAGUACUGCCCCUCUAAAAGGUUUACACCUGGCAUUCUUCUUAUUUAUUUGUACUGCCCCUCUUAAGGGUGUGUACAUCACAUUCUUUGCUCAUGUACUGCCCCUCUCAGAGGUCUGUAUUUUCAUUUCUUACUUAUAGUACCGCCCUUCUCAGGGGUUCGUACUUUCUAUUUUAUGGUAAUGCCCCUCUCAGAGGUGUGUACCUUGCAUUUUUAUCUCUUGUACUGUCCCUCUCAGAAGUCUGUACCUUCUGUUGGGUUGAACUGUUACUAUCAAUGAUUUUUCCUUUUAAAUCAAUAGUACUGCUCCUUCCAGGGGUUUGGACCUGGCAUUCUUCUUCAUUUUUGUACUGUCCCUCUCGAGGGUCUGUACCUCACAUCCUUUGCUCUUGUACUGCCCCUCUCAGGAGUCUGUACGUUCAUUUCUUGCUUAUAGUACUGCCCCUCUCAGGGGUUUGUAUUAUCUUUUCCAUAGUCCUGCCCCUCUCAGAGGUCUGUAUUUCGCAUUCUUAUCUCUUGUACUGCCCCUCUCAGAAGUCUGUACCUUGUAAUGCGUUGGACUAUUCGUAUCAAGGAUUUUUUUUUCUUUUUAAUCAAUAGUACUGCCCCUCUAAGAGGUUUACACUUGGCAUUAUUCUUCUUUUUUGUACUGCCCCUCUCAAGGGUCUGUACCACACAUACUUUGCUCUUAUGCUGCCCCUAUCAGGAGUCUGUACGUUCAUUCCUUGCUUAUAGUACUGCUCCUCUCAAGGGUUUGUACUUUCUAUUCGAUGGUACUGCCCCUCUACAAAAUCUGUGCCUCGCGUUCUUAUCUCUUGUACUGCCCCUCUCAGAAGUCUGUACCUUCUAUGGCGGUGGACUAUUCCUAUUAAUGAUUUUUUUCUUUUUUCAAUAGUACUGCCCCUCUAAGGGGUUUACACUUGGCAUUCUUCUUCUUUUUGUACUGCCCCUCUUAAGGGUCUGUACCACACAUCCUUUGCUCUUGUACUGCCCCUUCAUUUCUUGCUGCCCCUAUCAGGGGUUUGUACUUCCUAUUCCAUGGUACUGCCCCUCUCAGAAGUGUAUAUCUCGCAUUCUUAUCGCUUGUACUGCCCCUCCCAGGGGCCCAUUGACAAAUAAAAAUGGUCAACGAAUUCACAUCCAGUACUGGGUUGAAAUAUUGCUAACAGAAUAUCUAAAAAAAAUCAACAGUGUUUCCAAAUGUAUUCAAGUUAUUUUGAAGAGAAUUAAAAAAAAAAGUAGUAAAAAGGAAGCCAAAUUUUUCCAUAUUUGGAUCAACCGUUAUCGAAAUGAUUUUUUAUUUUGCGCCUCGUUUGGUACGUUCCAAUAAAAGGAUGUCUGUGUUAGCGACGCUCAAUUCCGAGUGCUUGGCAAAAAAUUCUUAAAAUUUCAACUGAUACCAGACACCUUGAUUGAUUUUUUUUCUUAGAAAAUGUGCUAAAAUUUCAGCGAUGCCGAUUUCUGUUAAAAAAGUUAAAAAAAAAUACACCUUGAAGCAGGUAGUUUACCUAUUUGACUCAAGCAGAGAGCAACAAACAUUGUUUUAAAAGCAAAUAUUUAUUAAGCGAAAAAAAUAGAAAGGAAACAAAAGUUAAGAUAUAUAGAUAACGGAAAAGCAAUUGUCGAUCGAUUGGAAGAAUUGUUUGAGAGUGCCGAAAAAUAAAACAUAUUUAUAAACCUCCAGAAAAAAAAGUUAGUGAGAGUUGUACCGUAAAACAGGAAAUCACAAGAGAGAAUAAUACAAUCGAAUCAGAAUCAGCUUAGUUAAAAUUUUGAACAAAAAAAAACAUAAAAAUUAAUGCUACUGACUUCGCGCGAAACGAAUGUAUAAGAAAAAAAAUUGUAUUUGAAAAAAAAACAGGUAUAAUCUCCCGAAGAAUUCAUUCAUACUCGGCAACAAAACAAAACUCGUAAGUAAAAAAAAAAUAUUAUAAAAAUUCAGCUUUGAGACAAGAAAACAAAAUCGUAAUAGAAACAUGAUUUUCAAACGGUAUCCGAUGAUAAUCGAUAAUCUAUAGAAAAAGAGAAUUGUUGAUUCCAAAAACGGCAGCUGCUAGAUGAAAGUGACAAUUACAAAAAAAAAACCGGAAAUCAAUCUUUUUACCAAAUUUCAAACGCAAAUAACAAUCUUUGAAAUAGAAAAAGCCUAUUUGGAACCAGAUUGACAGUUUUAAUAGCAGAGCAGUUUAAAAGUUUUUAAUUGACGACGUAGGUUCAGUGCUCAUAUUCCAAAUUUUAGUGUGGACAUUUUUGAAAAAAACUCAUCCGGCAGCUGCAGUUAUGAUUAGGCAACAACAUUUUCAAAAUUAGAUGUUAAUUUUUGUACAUUGCGAAAACAUACUUCCUAAUUAUCAACAGAUCGAGGAAAAUACACGUACAUUACCGUUUGAAAAUUCAUAUGAUUCACAAUGUUUAAUAUAUCAACCAGUUAGGCAAAUAUUGAACCAAAUCAAUCAUUUUAAUAUAUUUCUACUCGAAUUUCGAUAGCUAGACAGAGAUAUGUAAACAUUUUGCAAAACAAACAGACAGAAAAAAAAUCACCGCCAUAAACACAAAAAUAAAAAAAAACACACUCGAAGCCAUCGCAUAAUUCGAUCAAUCAUUUUUCAAUAACCGUAUUAAACUCGGAAGCUGCAUACCUAGUUGAAUCAUCAAAAACAAAACGGCAACCUAAACAUAUUCAUUGAGAUGGACUAUCGAUAACACUUAUUUAAAAAGUACGUACGCAAACAGUUUUUGAAAAAAAAAAGAUAUUUGAACAAAGGUAUUUGGAAAAUAUGGAAAAAAAAUCACAGAUAAGCAGGAGAAAUGAAAAAAAAAACAGAAAGAAAAACGAUUUUAGCCAGAACAUUUCCUUUUGAAGUUGCAUUGUAGCAAACAAAAAAUAUUGUAUAAUCUUACCUUUUUCUUCGUUGUUGUAACUCAUCCUCUUUUUCCAAUUUAUUGUUUACCAAUUGUUAUUGGAUUUCUACGGUUUUUUUUAUUUAUAGAACUGAAAAUGCUGGUUAAGGUUCUUUUAAUGUAAAUUCUAUGAUCUGAACAAAAAAGGUCAACAACAGUCAUGUUUUCAAAAAGUCGUGCUAAAGAACGUUUUAAAAACUUUUAAACGAACUCAUGUGAACACAUAAGAAAAGGAUUGAUAGACGUAGUUGAGAGUAGGAAAUAUAUAUAUAACAAAUGAAAAAGAAAAGAGAAAAUAUAUAAAGUUCGAGAUUUUGUUGCAGAACAAGCAAAAAAGACAGUAUAAAAGGUAUAACUUUCAAAAUAUAGCAUAUAGUGGAUGUUUGUCAAACAAACGGUGAUGUGAAGUUGUUCUAAUGCUCAAAAACUAAACAAAAAACGAAUGAAAAAAAGUAAAUCGAUUGGUACUAAUCAGAAAAAAAACCCCUUUUAACCCUCUACGCUCAAUCGCAUUUCUCAUCAGUGUUGUAGCUGUCCUAAUUUCGCUUUAAGUAUCUACCGAUAAAUUGUACGCACAACAAUUCGCGGUCUAUUCUUUUUAAAAUUUAAAACUUUUUUCGCUUCCAACCAUUCCGAAUCCUUAAAAUAUCUUUCCCCAUCAUAAUAGCAUUUAUAAAAAAAAUUGCGCUUUUUCUUAGAAAUCUUACUAAAACACAAGGAACUGCUGUUUUGAAACAGAAUAUUCUAGGUAACUUUAAAUCAAUUACUGACAAAAAUAUUUAGAAAGAAAAAAACUGUUUAAAAACGCUUUAACGUGGUAAUUACCCGUGUAAUAUUUUGCCAACAACAAACAAAAAAAAACGCACCAGAUAUUUAUCGAGCAACAAGUUAUCAACAAAAAAAAAGUUCAGUUUCUGCCGAUUUAAAGCUUGUAUUUAUGAAUAGGCUUACGCGCUUGGCAACAUUGUUAGAUCACAUCAAGGAGAAGUUCAAUCGAAAUCUUCUAAACAUCACCUAAACAAACACACACAAAUAACAUCUCCUUUUUCCCGGUGAGACAGGGAGAUCAUUUCUAUCUCAAGAACGAAAAAACAAAA
This is a messenger RNA of Uranotaenia lowii, 9466 nucleotides long. Its product is annotated as DENN domain-containing protein 1A. Gene Ontology annotation, molecular function: phosphatidylinositol phosphate binding; guanyl-nucleotide exchange factor activity. The transcript has 10 exons. Gene Ontology annotation, biological process: endocytic recycling; endocytosis. The coding region runs from base 719 to 4249 and encodes 1176 amino acids. Gene Ontology annotation, cellular component: intracellular membrane-bounded organelle; cytosol. The record is from RefSeq and is a predicted model, not a curated record. NCBI's taxonomy places the organism in Eukaryota, Metazoa, Arthropoda, Insecta, Diptera, Culicidae.